AUGAGCUCCAGGAGCAUAAACAGUUGCUUGCUUCGUGUUAUUCAUCACCGUCAAUACGUCCACCGUGAUCGUGAGGGUGCCCAUUUACGUCUUAUGCAAGACUACUUCAACGACAAUCCGACGUACAGGCCUAUAUUUUUUCGACGUUGUUUUCAGAUGCAGAAGGAGUUGUUCUUGCGCAUCGUUGAGGCUGUUCAAUGUGAAGAUAUUUACUUCCAGAUGAGCCAUGAUGCACGAGGUCAAGACUCUCUCACACCUUUGCAGAAAUACACGGCGGUUAUCCGCCAAUUAGUCACCGGCAUCAGUGCGGAUACUUUCGAUGAGUAUCUCAAGGCGUGGCACGGCGCAUAUACACGCAGUGAUCAAGAGGAGCCCACCUUGAUCUUGGAGGUCGUUGCCUCCCACGAUCUGUGGAUUUGGCAUGCCUUCUUCAACGUCGCUGGUUCGAACGACAUCAACGUUCUGAACCAGUCACCUCUCUUCUCCGACGUGUUGGAUGGAACGGCUGCACCGGUGCUCUUUGAGGCUAAUCGACGCUACUACCAGAUGGACUACUAUUUGUGCGACGGCAUAUAUUCGAAGUGGCGCUGCUUCGUCAAGAGCCCGCCGAUGGCGACCAAUCUAAAGGAGGCGAGGUUCAAGAAGAUGCAAGAAUCGGCACGAAAUGAUGCCGAACGUGCCUUUGGAAUGCUUCAAGCUCGAUGGGGAAUCAUUCGAAGUCCGGCGCGAGGUUGGUACAUCAAGAAUCUCAAGGACAUGAUGAUGUGUUGCAUCAUUCUCCACAACAUGAUUGUGGAGAACGAAGGUGAUAGAGCUGCCCAUUGGAAAGAUGAUGAAGCAGGACACGGGGCGUCUAGCAGUGAUGCGACGGAGAGUGCUCGAGCAACCCCGAUUUGCUUCGAGGAAUACGUGCAAAGAGAUGUAAUUUUCCGAGAUAGGCAGAUGCAUGUUGUGCUCUAA
Messenger RNA from Salvia miltiorrhiza (redroot sage), 960 nucleotides. RefSeq lists its product as uncharacterized. The record is from RefSeq and is a predicted model, not a curated record. Bases 1 to 960 code for a protein of 319 amino acids. NCBI's taxonomy places the organism in Eukaryota, Viridiplantae, Streptophyta, Magnoliopsida, Lamiales, Lamiaceae. The transcript has 2 exons.